Messenger RNA from Sorghum bicolor (sorghum), 679 nucleotides. RefSeq lists its product as uncharacterized. NCBI's taxonomy places the organism in Eukaryota, Viridiplantae, Streptophyta, Magnoliopsida, Poales, Poaceae. Bases 67 to 408 code for a protein of 113 amino acids. The transcript has a single exon. The record is from RefSeq and is a predicted model, not a curated record.
UAUCCCAGCCAGCACUGCUUGUCUCGCAGCACGGAGUCGGAGGGGGAGGGAGAGCGCGCAAUCGCAAUGGCCAGGAGCGGCACGGAGGAGUGGCGCCGCAACGCCGACACGCACAAGAUGAGCCCGGAGGAGGUGCGUGCGGCAGGUGUGGAGGCGUCCAUGCGCCCGCCGGGCCGGGGCCCCGGGGAGGUGCUGCACCAGCGCGGCCGGCUGCCGUACGGUCCUGGCACCAUGGCGCUGGUUGGGUUCGGAAUCGUCGGCGUCAUCGGCUACCUCGUGUUGUACCAGAAGGCCAGGCCCGGCACGCCCGCCACCGAGGUAGCCAAGGUCGCUGUCGCCCACGGGGACCCCGCCGCCGGCCGUGACCCAGUGAAGCAUCCUCCGGAAGGCUCGCGUGAAGCCAAGUAGCUCGAUCGUACCGUGGCAGCUGUAACAGGAUGUAAUAGUGUACAGUACUUUUGUUGUUCGUGUUCAGCUCUGUUCCUCUGCUUGUGUCGAGGAGCCACAUUCUGCUUUGCGAAAGACUAGCUAGAUCGUGGUAGAUCCAGCUGAAUAAGAUUUCUCCGUCGCUCCAGAAUAAAGAAACUCAACUCUUUAUUUCAGAUGAAAAUGACACUAGAUCCGCUCAUGUUUCUCCCCUCUGUGAGUGUACUCACUUCCUUGGUUAUAUUGUUUUGUU